GCCAGCUACCGUGCUAGGCCUUAAUUGAAAGAUAUACGACGAUUAACUUAUAUUAUAUAUUUUAAUUGCGACCAGCUGGUUUCCUUUUUUCUCUAUCUCUCUCUCUCUCUCUCUCACUCACUGUGUUGUUGUUCAGCAACGAUCGCGAUACCAAAUAUUUCAUAUAUCGGGCUAGCUACCGAAUUUCUUCAUCUCUGCAGUCUCGCAGCUUCGAAGUGGUUAAGUAAUUUUUUUCUUUUCGGUGGAAAAAAAAUAAUUUCCGAGGUGUUUGCCGCGCAUAUACUUACUUACAUACGCAUACCUGGAACCUAGUCUACCUAAUUGCUUCUGUACACAUUUGCCGUCAAUAUCCAGUAAAAUAAUCGCACCUCGACUCUAACCAUGGAUGUUUACCCAAUGCGACUGUUGCCCGGCACCGAAAUAAAAUCUUAUUUACAAGCCUUCGUCGAGCGGAAUAAAUUACAGGCAGCUUUUAUAUUGACGUGCUGCGGUAGCGUUACUAAAGCUCGUUUACGAUUCGCCUCCGAUCAACAUCUCGAUCAUAAAACGGUAACCGUCGAUGAAAAAAUGGAGAUUACUUCUCUAGUGGGUACCAUAUGCAAAGAUGGAGCUCACUUGCACACGACGUUGGGUAAUCAAAACGGACAGACUGUUUCGGGUCACGUAGUAGGAGACUUUAUUGUACAUACGACUGCCGAAAUCGUUUUGGGAAACGCUGUCGGGUAUGAUUUUUCGAGAAAGUUCGAUGAAAAUACUGGAUUCGCCGAGUUGGUGGUUGAAAGUAAAAAGACUGAUGAAUAGUGAUGGUAAUGAUCAAUGAACUAGAGACUAGAGUAGUGCGAAAUUUUGUUAAUUUUAUUAUUUUAAAUGAAUUUUACGAACGAAUAACAUCUCUUGAUUGAUUGAAGCAUC
Planococcus citri (citrus mealybug) is the source of this 912-nucleotide messenger RNA. RefSeq names its product bifunctional protein GlmU-like. The transcript is spliced from 2 exons. NCBI's taxonomy places the organism in Eukaryota, Metazoa, Arthropoda, Insecta, Hemiptera, Pseudococcidae. The record is from RefSeq and is a predicted model, not a curated record. Bases 382 to 801 code for a protein of 139 amino acids.